GCCAAUACUAUGAGCAUCCCUGCACUUCUUGGCGUUUUUGCUAUUGCAACCGUUGGUAUUAUCGGGUUUAGUUCUUUUGUUCUAAAGACGAUAAAACCGAGUAUAUCGCGAGCAGAUAAGAUUCUGGUGGGAUGGUUCAUCUUUAGUGGAUGUAUACACUUCAUUCUAGAAGGGUACUUUGUGUAUAACCACAAGACAAUGCCACGUAGGCUAGAUCUUCUUGGUCAAAUGUGGAAGGAGUAUGCCAAGGCUGAUUCUCGAUACAUGACUAUGGAGCCAUUCGUACUUUGUAUGGAGUCGAUUACAGCCUUUGCAUGGGGACCUCUAUGCUAUUCCAUCGCAUGGAUGAUCGUUACGGAGUCUCCGCACCGCCAUCCAACACAGAUCAUUGUCUCUAUGGGCCAAUUCUAUGGCGACGUCUUGUAUUAUGGGACAAGCAUUUUAGAGGAAUCCUACCAUGGAGUGUCUUAUUCUCGUCCAGAGACUUUCUACUAUUGGGGAUACUUCAUCUUCCUCAACUCCUUUUGGAUUCUUAUUCCAGGCUUCUGUAUGUACCAAAGCUACUCGGCCAUGGUGGGAGUGUCCCGACAAUCCAUCGUUCCCUCCAAAAAGAACCUAUAA
Penicillium crustosum is the source of this 621-nucleotide messenger RNA. RefSeq names its product EXPERA domain-containing protein. The transcript is spliced from 4 exons. The record is from RefSeq and is a predicted model, not a curated record. NCBI's taxonomy places the organism in Eukaryota, Fungi, Ascomycota, Eurotiomycetes, Eurotiales, Aspergillaceae. The coding region runs from base 10 to 621 and encodes 203 amino acids. Gene Ontology annotation, biological process: sterol biosynthetic process. Gene Ontology annotation, molecular function: C-8 sterol isomerase activity; steroid Delta-isomerase activity; cholestenol delta-isomerase activity. Gene Ontology annotation, cellular component: endoplasmic reticulum; membrane.